UUUAAAUUUGUUAAUUUUACUUUUAACACCUAAAACCUAAAAUAAUUAUCCUGGAGCCUAUAACCAGUUCAUCACCUACCUCUGGCAAGCCGCAAUUUAUCUCCCAACAUGCCGAAAAUUAUUAAAACAGAUAAAUUGUUGCGUUUUGAAGGAGGUGCAUGUACCCCCUACAACUACGUGGACUAAUUUGCUUAUAUGUAAGAAAAUGGAAAAAGGGUGAGAAGAUUAUUAUUUUUAACCCAACCACUCGAGAGUUGGUAGAUGUGCCUCUAGUAGGAUCACACAAUGUAAAACAUUAUCAAGAAAUGAGAUAUUGUGUAGUUUGUGGUUUUGGGUUUGAUUCUACAAGAAAUGACUACAAAAUCAUUUUAAUUACAACAAAUACUAUAGUGAAUUGGACGUGGCUUGAUGUUGAUGUUUAUUCUGUACGCGAUGGUCAGUGGCAUAGCCUGAAUGACUUAGGCCCUCUUCAGUCUCUUGACAAAUUAGCUUGCUACAAAAGAAUUGUAGCAAUUUCGAAUGCCAAAGGUAGGAUACUCAACUUCAAGGCAAUAUUAUGCAUCAAAGGAAAAAAGGAAGAGUGUUUAUUGUCAUUCGACAUGGUAGAUGAAGUGUUUAGGGUCAUCCCCAUGCCACCACCGCAACAACAACGACGACGACAACAACAACAACAACAACAACAAGAUUAUGAUCUGUUAGAAUCAAAUAGUAGUAAAUGGGAGGCAUGUCUUUAUAAUCAUGUUAAUGAGAAUAAUGGGUUGGAAUAUGUAGACAUAUGGGUACUAAAUGAGAUCUCUAAUUACAAUGAAGUCACGUGGAGUAAGCGUGCUUGUAUUAAAAUACCUAAUAAGUACUACCUUGAUUGUAUAGUAGGAGUUUGGAUGAACGAUAAUGAGCUUUUACUCAACUUGAGGGAGAAAGUUGGGAAAGAUUUGAUGAAAACGGAGAUGUUUGUUUAUGACGUUUCCGAUCAACGGCUAAUACGAGCUGGUCGGAAAGAUGUUAGGUGGUGGUUCCAAGUUUACGGAGAGAGUUUGGUAUCGAUUAAGGGUAACAUUGGUUGUUACAAUCAAGAUGUUGAGCAAAAUGAUCAACUGACAUUUUUCGUGAGAGAAAUUCUUGGAAGGAGUCAUGUUCUAUGGUCUUGUAGUUUUAAGUUUGACGAGUACUCAUCUACUUCCUCCGUUUCUUAAUAAAUAAAAUAGA
Messenger RNA from Spinacia oleracea (spinach), 1206 nucleotides. RefSeq lists its product as uncharacterized. The transcript is spliced from 2 exons. Bases 159 to 1193 code for a protein of 344 amino acids. The record is from RefSeq and is a predicted model, not a curated record. Lineage: Eukaryota; Viridiplantae; Streptophyta; Magnoliopsida; Caryophyllales; Amaranthaceae.